Miniopterus natalensis is the source of this 447-nucleotide messenger RNA. It is a transcript of the gene ADM2, whose product is annotated as adrenomedullin 2. Gene Ontology annotation, biological process: regulation of systemic arterial blood pressure; positive regulation of heart rate; adenylate cyclase-activating G protein-coupled receptor signaling pathway. The record is from RefSeq and is a predicted model, not a curated record. NCBI's taxonomy places the organism in Eukaryota, Metazoa, Chordata, Mammalia, Chiroptera, Miniopteridae.
CCCUUCAGCCCUGGCACCAUGGCCUGGCUCCUGCCCGUCACCCUCGGUUGCAUCAGCCUCCUCUACCUGCAGCUCCCGGGCACGCUGACCCACUGCCAGGGCGGGAGCCGGCAGCCCACCCGGCCCAGGGAGCCUCCAGCUGGGACCCUUUCCAAUGGCCUGCAGCCCAGGUACCCUGCACCGGGACCUGUGAUCUGCAAGCAACCCCAGGCCCUGCAGCCACAGAGGAGCGCCAGCCUGCCCCCUGCUAUGGGUCAGCCUCUCCGGAAUGGUCCUCGUCGACGCUUGCGCCCCCCAAGGCCUAGAGCCCAGCUCCUGCGGGUGGGCUGUGUGCUGGGAACCUGCCAGAUGCAGAACCUCAGCCACCGCCUAUGGCAGCUCGUGGCAUCGGCCGGCCCACGGGACUCAGUUCCCAUUGACCCCAGCAGCCCCCACAGCUAUGGCUGA